Molecule: messenger RNA, 2175 nt
Organism: Schizosaccharomyces osmophilus
Lineage: Eukaryota; Fungi; Ascomycota; Schizosaccharomycetes; Schizosaccharomycetales; Schizosaccharomycetaceae
Gene: vts1
Product: Smaug family RNA-binding protein Vts1
Exons: 1
Coding region: 1-2175 (724 amino acids)
Biological process (GO): nuclear-transcribed mRNA poly(A) tail shortening; regulation of mRNA stability
Cellular component (GO): P-body
Molecular function (GO): translation repressor activity; protein binding; mRNA binding
Source: RefSeq, a predicted model, not a curated record
AUGGAAGCUUUCAAACGAGGACAAGAAGCUGGUGUCAAUGUUCUUGAUGGACCGUUACACACCAAGCUUUCUAACGUGAAUUCUAGUGUCUGCUCGGGAGAUAUGGCUGACUCUUCGCUCAUAUCUACUGUCAAUGUCUUGGACGCCUACGACUUGUCUGAUAGCUCACCGACGAUUCAGUCACCAAGUACCUCGACCCCGUUAAAGCUCUCAGAUGAUUCCAUUUAUGAUAAACAAAGGCUUCCAGAUAAUGUGAGCAUCGGUGAUGCUCAUACAGAUAAGGAGAAGCAUAAAAAUGAUAGUCGUCAAGAACACUCACCAGUUGAAGAUCAUCAAAACUUUUCUUCCGAGUUGCAAAAUAUUAAUCAAUGGUUCCAAUGUCUUUCCAUGUCUGACCGCGAACAAGUUCUUAAACAGCUCUUACAAAGCUAUCCCGCUAAAGACGCCGCUAGGUUAUUUUCUCAUUCCCUUUCUUCAUCUCCGUCUCGUAAGUCGUUGUCGAACAAUUUGUCGGUUGGUUCGUCUUCAUCUUCUCCUUCUUCCGUUGAUGUGGAGGCUCCUUUAUUGUCGGAUUCUCUUUCCUCAUUAACAGCAACUUCAAAAACCCCAAUGAAGCAACCUUCGGCAUCUUUGAACCAUAUCCAAACCAACUCUUUUUCUAACAAACAACAUGCUUUAUCCACCGCUCUUUCAUCCGCAUCUCCUCUAGCUGUUAGAAAUCCACCAGCUUCUUCUAAUUACUUCGCGCAGGAUCGCGAUCUGUUAACAAAAAACCGUCUUUCAAAAGCAAUUGCAUAUUCUUCCAUUAAUCCUUCUGCUUCUCCUAUUUCGACAAGUCCUAAAAGCAAUCAUAAUGCCAUUGCUAACAAUGGAACUCCUAAAUCAUAUUCUUUAACCAAUAACGCUUUUCAUAAGCAAGCCAAUUCUGAAUUGUUUUCAAGUGCAUCAAAAAAGACACCUUUCGCACCUAAUGGAACUCCUUCAAAACCUUCGUCAUCCUUCUUUGAAACUCCAAACGCCAAUAUUUGGGAUUCUCAUGAUCGAUCUGCUUUCUCGGCUCCCCCUGCUCCUUUUUUUCCAUUCGGCGUUUCACCACAUCUAAAUGAAGAAUUAUCUCCUCGUGGACGUUGGCAGAAUUUCACGUAUUCUCCGCCUCCUCCUCCCCCUCCUCCAGAUCUUCUUACUGCGAAUUCAAAUCAACGUUCCAUCCCCGAAAAAUCCCAUCUUUUGUACCGUUCCAACCAGAUAGGACCACGUUCUCGAUUGGAAACACGUCCGUCUGGUGCUGAUGGAAAACCUUUGCUUUCCUCUUCCUUACGUUUUUCUCACGUUCCUGGUGCUUCUGAAACAUCUUCUCGCAGUAGCACUCGACUGGAGAAUCCUAACGCGCAACCAAGUACCCCCUUAAGUAAACAAACCUAUGUCAAUGAUCUUCCCCAUACGAUAACACCUGUCCCUUUCACUUCAUUGUCAUAUAAUCCGGGUGCUGAAAGUGAGCGUUCGUAUAGGAAAAAUGGGUUUUGGCUGAAUAAUUGGAACUCUCCUGCUUUUAUGCAUUCUCCACUUCUCCAAGAUGCUAAUAACCCUUACGCACAGUUAACGCCGUCUGCAAAUUCUACAUAUUCUGCUAAUUUGAAUAAUUCAAACUUUUCAACGCCUGUGGGGAUGCAUAUGUGUCAUAUGCCUUACGCAUACUCUUCUUAUAAUGAUCCUGAAGCUGGUGAUGCUGUGCAUGGAGCAUCACAAAACUAUACCAGUUAUGUUAAAACGCCAAAAACUUCCCUCAAAACCAGGAAAUCUAUGUCUAAUUUAAAGAGUACCGAAAAACAAUAUACUAAUGAACUUCCACAGGAUAUUCCGAGCUGGCUCAGAAGUCUCCGUUUACAUAAAUACACUAAUAAUUUGAAAGACACCGAUUGGAAUGGUUUGGUAUCUUUAACAGACGAAAACCUACAAAGCAGAGGAAUUCAUGCUUUAGGUGCAAGGAGAAAGCUAUUGAAAAGCUUUCAAGACGUUGCUCCGUUAGUUGGCGCAAAACCGGCAUUAGAAAAUUCCGAUAUUGAAGGUGUUGACAAUCAGAAAAAUGAUAGUUUCAACUCGGUAAAUCAGGACGAAGAAGAUAAACGAUUUGGUGAUCAUGAUUCUCGAUCCUCUGAGUGUGCUAACGAUAGCUGA